AUGAAAGAAAAGCUUUACGUAGACAAUCUGCUCACCGGGGUGACUGAUGAAGCUGAACCAUUGGAAUAUUAUACACAGUCACGAGACAUUAUGAACAAAGGAUCAUUUCUGCUCAGGCAAUGGUCCAGCAACUCGCCAAAGUUAAGCGCAGUAGCGGAAUCGGAUGGUUCGAACGCCAAAAGUGAAGAGGUAUCGGUCUUGGGGUUAAAAUGGCACCCAGAAAAGCACACAUUGUCGAUCGCAUGCAAGAUCAAGGAACAACCACGCAGCAAGCUAAACACCAAGCGCACCGUUACGUCAGAAUCAGCUUCAGUAUUUGAUCCGUUGGGAUUUUUAAGACCACUACACGUUCCCGCGAAAUCAUUUGUGAAUCAAUUAUGGCAAACUGGCAAAAAUUGGGAUGACAAGCUUUCCCUGGCCGAAAAUGAACAAUGGAGUAAAGUACAAGUAUCACUCAGCAGAGCCAACGAGAUUAAGAUUCCAAGAUGGUUAGUCGACGACGCCACCCAACCGCUAGAUAUCAUCAUUUUUUGUGACGCUUGUCCGACCACAGCCGUAGGAUGUGUUGCAUAUGCGAAGCAAGGCACACGCGUUGGACUAAUUGGUUCAAAGAACAAGAUCGUGUCACAGAAAAAUGCCAAACAAACUGUUCCAAAACUAGAGCUAAUGGCUAUGGUCAUGGGGGCACAAUACGGAGAAAUAUCACGCAAGACAUACGCCAAGGAGUGCUUCACCAUCGACAUCACAUACGCAACAGAUUCCGAGAUCGCUCUCUAUUGGCUGCAAUCCGAGAAAAAGUUAACAUCCUUUGUAAUGAACCGCGUCAACGUCAUCAGAGAGAAAUCGCCUUUACCAGAACGUGGCAGGAGAAGAAUGUCAAAGACAAUUUGCGAACAAAAUGAUAGCAUUUAA
Messenger RNA from Lineus longissimus, 912 nucleotides. RefSeq lists its product as uncharacterized. The transcript has a single exon. The record is from RefSeq and is a predicted model, not a curated record. Bases 1 to 912 code for a protein of 303 amino acids. NCBI's taxonomy places the organism in Eukaryota, Metazoa, Nemertea, Pilidiophora, Heteronemertea, Lineidae.